GCCUGAUCUUGAGUGGUCGGAGGUCUCCGGGAGUCCUCGGCAUUCUUCUUUCUCACUCACACACCCCAGCUUCACGCGUUAGGCAUCUCUCCCAACAGACGAAGUAUAUAUUACAAACCAUGCAAAGGCAAGUGAAAAUUCAAAUGACAGAGCAGAGCUAAAGAGCUUUAUACAGAGGCCCUUCCGAAGAGACAGAAGAUAUGCGGUCAAGCCCUAGAAGGAUUCCACUGUUUUCUUCUCUGCCCUGAAGAGACUUGGAAAUUAAAGGGUAACAUUUUGCAUAAAAAUUUCUGAAUGUUAUUUGCUCUUAUCUCUGAGGCCUUUUGUGAAGAAUUAACAGGAGGUUUAAUGCCCGAAUGGAUAAAAUGGAUCAUCUUAAAGGACUGAAGUUCCAAAAAUACAUCAGCAGGACUGGACAGCUCUGACAUAAUGAGAUUUCUAUUUUCGCUUACUUCUGGAACUCUGAAUAGACUAUAAACUGUGCUGCACAAGGUCUUGGGAAGGAAGUUUCUCUUCUAAAUUAUUGAAUACUAUAUAUUUAGUCAUCAAUUUCCUAAGGAAUAAGACUUAGUACUAACUUUUUAAUAUAUGAAGUGGGAGAAAGGGCAGCAAUUGGUGUCACACUGGAAAAGCAACUUAAUUAAAGAAACAAACCCCAGGAAGAGGAGAAAUCUCUGGAUAAGCACUGGGUGAGAUGGCAGAAGCUUCUGCAGAUGCCUCAACUCUGCCUGUAACAGUGAAAAAAAAGAAAAGUCUAUCCAUUGAAGAAAAGAUUGACAUCAUAAAUGCAGUAGAAAGUGGCAAGAAAAAAGCAGAGAUUGCAGCUGAAUAUGGAAUAAAGAAAAAUUCUUUGUCUUCUAUUAUGAAGAAUAAAGACAAAGUUCUAGAAGCUUUUGAAUCUCUGAGAUUUGAUCCAAAGAGAAAAAGACUGAGAACUGCUUUCUACACAGAUCUGGAAGAGGCAUUAAUGAGGUGGUAUCGAAUUGCUCAGUGUCUAAAUGUGCCAGUUAAUGGUCCAAUGUUGCGUCUAAAAGCUAAUGAUUUUGCCCAGAAACUGGGACAUAAUGAUUUUAAGUGCAGUAAUGGAUGGCUGGAUCGCUUUAAAUCCAGGUAUGGCUUAGUAUUCAGAGCUCAACCUGUGGAAGCUACAGGUGUAUCAGCAGACCCUUCAACUGUUUGGCACCAAAAUGUACUUCCUUAUUAUUUAAACGAUUAUCAUCCUAAAAAUGUUUUUAAUAUAAAAGAGACUGGGCUGCUUUAUCGAAUGUUGCCUACAAAUACAUUUGCAUUUAAAGGAGAAACAUGCUCAAUUGGAAAGUUAUGCAAAGACAGAAUAACUCUGGUGGUUGGGACAAACAUGGAUGGCUCAGAGAAACUUCCUUUGCUUAUCAUUGGGAAAAACAGAAAUCCACAUUGUUUCAAAGGUAUAAAAUCAUUGCCUGUGUAUUAUGAAGCUAACAAAAUGGCAUGGAUGACCUCAGAUGUAUUUGAACAGUGGAUGCGGAAGCUUGAUGAGAAAUUUCAAGCCCAGCAACGAAGAGUAGUAAUUUUUGUUGAUUCUUUUCCUGCACAUCCAGAGGUCAAGGACCUAAAGUCCAUUGAGUUAGCAUUUUUCCCAUCAUGUUUGUCUUCCAAAUUUAUAGCUAUGAAACAAGGUGUUAUUAAAAGCCUUAAAAUCAAAUAUCGACAUUGUCUUAUCAAGAAAUUUUUAAGUUCUGUUGAAGGCAGCAAAGAAUUUACAUUUUCCCUGCUAGAUGCAGUGGAUACCUUGCAUCUCUGUUGGAGGGCUGUAACCCCUGAGACCAUUGUCAAGAGCUAUGAAGAGGCAGGAUUCAAAUCUCAACAGGGAGAAAGCGACAAGACAAAUGCAGAGACUGACACUGGCCUCGAUUUGGUUGCCCACGCCCAGGCAGCAGGAGUGGAAUUUCCCGAAGGCUUAUCUAUAGAAGAGUAUGCUGCGCUGGACGAUGAUCUGGAGACGUGUGAAGCAGCACCGAAUGGUGACGAGGUAUGGACCAAAGACAGUGAAUCAGACGAAACUGGAUUUUAUGUUUCUGAUGAGGAGGAUGACGGUGGAUCUCUGGGAACUGAACUCCCUUUACCAUCAAAAACCGAGGCAGUAACUGCUUUAGAUACUCUUAAAAUUUUUCUUAGAAGUCAAGAUAUGAAUGAUGAGCUUCAUAAUUCUUUAGCAGACCUUGAAAUUUUUAUUAACUCUUUGUCAUCUAAGUAAUUAUUUAUUAUAUAACAUCUGAAGAGCAAUAGCUUUACCUGCUGUAUUUUACUAUAUGAGGUAUAAAAAGGGAAAAUACCACUUAAACAUAACAAAUGAAAAAUUACUAGUCUUUGGUUUAUUUGCAGAUGUCUUUGAUCUGAGUAGAAAAAUUCCCUAGGUAGAUUAAAUGAUCAUUAAGUAAAUGAAAAACUUGAAUUUCAAAUUAGCAAGCUUUUGGAAAGUAGAAAUGUUGUCAGAGGCCUUGUACUUGAGAGAUAUGGUAUAUAUGCUAAAAAUAAAAAAAUUCUCCAGCUGUCUGAUUUAUACAGGUUGAAUCGGUGAUUGCUAUUUCCUUUUUUUAAUGUUCAGAUUAUGUUCCAGAAUAUUUUAAUUUAUCUACCUCACCUGAGAAACAAAAUAUCUAUUAUUGCUUAGUUAUUUGAUUUUAAUACAUAUAUGCCACAUAUAACUAGACUCUUAAGUAUCAAGUAUUAAUUUUAAAUUACUUAAUUUUUCUCACAACUAGCUAAUCCUCCUAAUAUAAAAUUAUAAAAAACUACUAAAAAUAAAAUCUUACCCAAUUAUACACCAAAAUGAUUUCAAAUUUGUCUUAACUAUGUUCAAGUUAUUUCUACAUAAGGUCAAACAAAAGACUAUGACCUUGUCAGAUUCCUUAAAUGUAUAACCAGAAGAUGCUAUGGAUUCUUCCUAAAUACUUAUAUGUAUGUCUAAUAGCAAAGUACAUUAUUGAAACAUUUAUUAAACUCUUAAGAUAUUUAUAUUUUAAUAAGACUACUCUUAAAAGUAAAUACGAAGGUUACAUAUGCUGUUACUAGAAAAAAAAAUAACUUAUGUGAUUCUUAGUUUUCGAAGAACCACAUAACAGCUGAAGCUUAUAAUCUGUAAUAUUUAAUUGUUUUCUUGAUUUUACUGAAUUUUAUUUUUAGGAAAGACUGAGUUGUCCUUUCAGCGUAUUCUAAUGUAUUUAAUCCCUCCCUCCACCCCCAUAGUGAUAUUUUGGAUUAAAAAUCUGUUUGAGGAAGCUUUGUCAACAGAAUGUUUAAAAAUAUUGUAUAAAAUUAUUUACUCUUCAUCUAUAAAAGUCUUUAAAUAGUAGAAAUAUAACAAUGUGUCAAACUUUUCUAUUUUUAAAU
Phyllostomus hastatus (greater spear-nosed bat) is the source of this 3369-nucleotide messenger RNA. RefSeq names its product tigger transposable element derived 4 (gene TIGD4). The record is from RefSeq and is a predicted model, not a curated record. Lineage: Eukaryota; Metazoa; Chordata; Mammalia; Chiroptera; Phyllostomidae. The transcript is spliced from 3 exons. Gene Ontology annotation, molecular function: DNA binding. The coding region runs from base 695 to 2233 and encodes 512 amino acids. Gene Ontology annotation, cellular component: nucleus.